Messenger RNA from Morone saxatilis (striped sea-bass), 462 nucleotides. It is a transcript of the gene meig1, whose product is annotated as meiosis/spermiogenesis associated 1. Gene Ontology annotation, cellular component: nucleus. The record is from RefSeq and is a predicted model, not a curated record. Lineage: Eukaryota; Metazoa; Chordata; Actinopteri; Moronidae. The transcript is spliced from 3 exons. Bases 121 to 387 code for a protein of 88 amino acids.
GAAGCUAGUAACAGAGACGGUUGAGAAACGAGACACUUCGGUUAAACUUACCAUCGUUUGUUAACCGGCGCCCGAAGCGAAAAGCAACUUAUUUUACCAAAAAAACCAUUUUUCUCCACCAUGUCUGACAACAACUCCAAGCCGAAGUCCAUGAGCAGAGCGAAAGGAUGGACGGCCGAUGUGGAAAACCUAUUCAGAUUCCAGCAGGCAGGCUACAGAGAUGAACUGGAGUACAUACAAGUCAAACAAGGGGCCUUGAUCGACAAAUGGCCAGAGACCGGCUUUGUGAAGAAGCUCCAGCGUCGAGACGACACGUUUUAUUACUACAACAGGAAGAGGGAAUGUCAGGACCGGGAUGUCCACAAAGUCAAAGUCUACGCAUAUUGAUAGUGUGCUGGACUUGUGAUACGGAUACUUUAAUGAAGAAAUAUGACCACUGUGUUUUCAGUAAAUGGAUUUUAA